Messenger RNA from Spodoptera littoralis (African cotton leafworm), 3084 nucleotides. Lineage: Eukaryota; Metazoa; Arthropoda; Insecta; Lepidoptera; Noctuidae. The record is from the annotation of a GenBank genome assembly.
AUGUUUCGAGCUAAUAAUUUUGAUAAGUUGCUUGAUAAAGCUACAAGUAAUCUACGCCUGGAUCCCGAUUGGCCGACUAUCCUACAAAUAUGUGAUUUGAUUAGACAGAAUGAUUGUUCACCAAAAUAUGCAGUGGCAGCAGUCAAAAAGAAACUAUACUCCUCAAACCCCCACCAAGCUAUGUUUGCACUGCUCGUCCUCGAGAGUAUUGUCAAAAAUUGUGGCUCUGGAGUUCAUGAUGAAGUGACAUCUAAAGCAUUCUGUGAGAUGCUCCGUGACCUUGUGAAGACCACACAACACGAAAAUCUUCGAAACAAGAUCCUUGAAUUGAUUCAAGCUUGGGCUUUCGCAUUCCGUAACUCACCGAAAUACAGAUCUGUUCAGGAUACUGUGAACAUUCUGAAGGCUGAGUGUUACAAGUUCCCUCCACUCAAGGAGUCUGAUGCAAUGUUCUCCGCCGAUACCGCACCAGAAUGGGCAGAUGGAGAAGUUUGCCACAGAUGUCGUGUGGCAUUUUCGUUGAUGGUAAGGCGACAUCAUUGUCGUGCAUGCGGUCAAGUGUUCUGCCAACAAUGCAGCGCCAAGCAAUCAACCCUGCCCAAGUAUGGAAUUGAGAAGGAGGUGCGAGUCUGUGAUGCUUGCUAUGAUAAAGUAAGCCGACCACCUCAGUCCACUACCAAGCUGGAGAUUGUUGACACAUCAAACGACUAUGGACCUUCUGUGCAAACACAGAAACGAACUGGUGGCAAGACAGCGGAGGAGUUGCAAGAAGAAGAAGAGUUGCAGUUGGCCCUUGCACUCAGCCAAUCAGAGGCUGAGCACAAAGAGAAAGAACGCAAGUCCCGCUCCCACAUCGCGCCAGAGCCUUCGUCUCAUCACCCGACUUUGUCUCCAACUCCAUCGUCUGUAAGUGCAUCCCCGGAACAUAGCACGCAAGCCAACUCCGAGCUGUCGCGGUACUUGGACCGCAACUACUGGGAGCAGCGGAUAAACCGCGAUAGCACUGUGGCGCCCACUGCACCUGCACCAGCGUCACAUGCCUCCGAUACUACUGAGGAAUUCCCAAAGCCCUCGACAGCAAAGGCUCAAGAUGAGGAUGCUGAGGACAAAGAAAUUGAUGAAUUUGUUGAAUCACUGAAAUCUCAAGUCGAAAUAUUUGUUAACCGGAUGAAGAGCAACUCGUCACGUGGACGUUCCAUCGCCAAUGACACUGCUGUACAAACAUUAUUCAUGAACAUUACUGCCAUGCAUUCACGUCUGCUGCGCUACAUUCAGCAACAAGACGAUAAACGUGUCUACUUAGAGAGCUUACAGGACAAAGUGACUCAGAUCCGCGACAGUCGCGCGGCGCUGGACACCCUGCGCGCGGAGCACACGGCGCGCCUGGCCGCCGCCGCGGAGGCCGCCGAGCGACAGAGGCAGAUGCAGAUGGCGGCUAAACUGCAAGCCAUGAGGAAGAAGAAACACGAGUACUUGCAGUAUCAGAGGCAACUGGCAUUGCAGAGAGUUCAGGAACAAGAAAGAGAAAUGCAAAUGAGGCAAGAGCAACAGAAACACCAAUAUUUAAUGAAUGCUAAUAAUUUUUACAUGCCUGGUGUUUCUAUGCCACAACAGUUCCAGGCUGGUUAUCCAAACCAGUCAAUUUAUGGAAACCCACAAUACCUUCCACAAAUGAUGCCACAAGCAACUACAGACAGUAGUGUUCCAGUGCCUGUGCCAGGACAAACACAAAUGUCAACAGCGAAUAUGCCAAUGAGCAUGAAUCCAAUGGCAACUAUUCAGUCCAUGCCACAGUUGACAAAUACUUUUGCAGCUCUUACCACAUCUGCUGGUGGUGUCAACCCAAAUUCUGUCAGCGCUCAACCGUCCAUGAAUCAAUCUAACUUAAGACCCAACCUAACUCAACAAUUACCACUUCAACAACAAAUGAUGCUGCAGCAAAUGAUGCGCAUGGGUGCGCCAGGUGCCAUACAUUCCAUUGUACCACAGACCCUUGCGAAUGGCAUGCCUGGACAAAACAUUCCCCAGCAGAAUGGUCAAAGUGCACAGUUACCCAAACAGAACUUACCUAACCAACCGCAGCAGCAGCCUAAUUCUAUGAUGCCUCAAAUGACUGUUGGCCAACAAAAUCUGGGACAGCAAACCCUGAAUCAACAGUUAAUGAACACCAACCCAAUGCUUGGACUACAAAUGCAGAACAUGAGAAUGCCUCUUAUGCAAGGCAACCAACCAAAUACUAAUCAGCAAGUUCCAGUUUCUGGAUAUCAGAACAUAAAUAUUCCAAAUCAAAUUAAUUCUCAACAACCAGGAGCUCAAGGUCCCAAUAUGCAAGUACAGUCACAAAUGCCUAUCCAAGGACAAGCAUUAUCCAUGCAAGGACAGCAAAUGAUGCCAGGUCAAUCCAUGCCUGGACAGUCCCAGCAGAUGCAAAUGAAUAAUAAUAUGCAACCAGGCGCAAAUAUACAACAAUCCCAGGGACAACAGGUGCCACAUACCCAAGGACAGCAGAUAUCUCAACUACAUCAGCAGCAGAUGUCACUGAAUCAACAGAUGUCUAUGCCCAACCAGCCAAUGCAACAACAGCCAGGACAACAAAUGAUGAUGCAAGGGCAACAAAUUCACCAUCAAGGUCAAAUGGUCAAUCAAGGUCAAACACCACAAGGGCAAUUACAACAAGGUCAACUGCAACAAGGCCAACUACAGCAAGGCCAAUUACAGCCUGGUCAACAACAAAUGAAUCAAGGACAGAUUCCAACUAGUCUUCAAGGGCAACAAAUGCUACCAGGUCAGCUACUGCCUGGAAAUCCAGGUCAGAUGCAAAUGGGCCAUCAGAUGCAAAUGGCACAAGUACAACAGAUGCAACAGGGGCCUGCUAUGCAAGGACAGGUCCCUCAGCAAAUGGGCAUGCCCCAACAAAUGUCACAAGUACCACAAGGGCCUUCUAUGCAACAAAACAUGCAGGGUCCACAGAAAAUGCCACAACAAAAUAUGCCACAGGGGCCGCCUGGAAACAACCAACAAGGCCAGACACCAGGAAAGCAGGAACAUAAUAAUAAUACAGGCGAGCUGAUCAGUUUCGAUUGA